Messenger RNA from Seminavis robusta, 980 nucleotides. NCBI's taxonomy places the organism in Eukaryota, Bacillariophyta, Bacillariophyceae, Naviculales, Naviculaceae. The record is from the annotation of a GenBank genome assembly.
UCACACACGUGAACUUCAGUUGGCAGCCAGAUGGGACUUCAGUCACAUUUGGGUUCCCACUUACUUUAGAAGCUCGCCUUCCGCAGGCCACAAACUGCGAAACCUAUCACAAUUUGAUUUUGCAAAAACAAAUCGACAAUCGCUAUCGACUACCGCUAUCACUACUAUCAAACAAGUACACAACAAAGCCAGCUCUCUCAUUGCACACAUUCCGCAGAACGAUGGAUCCACCCAACACGCAACCCAAAACAGAAGAGGUGGUGCGCAAAGUAAGCUUUGCUACAAAGAAGAGGGUGCACAUGAUAAGAAGAGUCCCUGAAGCGGACCGCUACACGGUUUGGUACGGCAAAGAAGAACUUGGAAAUCUUCAUGAAAAGGAUCGAAUGGACGUGAUGAGGUAUCAGAUUCAGUUCGGGAUGAUGGGCCACGCUGUCCAAAGCGACCGAUACACCAUACGGGGUCUCGAGCAGUACUUCAAUGGGCUGAACCACGUUAUCGCUUUCGGGAAGACACAGAGGUACAUUCGGUCAGUAGUUCAGGCCUACAAGUGGCAGGCAGACCACAACCAAAUCAACGUUGAGAAACUUGGGGCUUUUGCGUCCUCCAAGUCACGAAGAGAAGUGAAGAGGUCGCAGAACAUCGGGACACAGGAUGCAUUCGACGCGUAUGGCUUUGACAAAGACAAGCACACUGCGUCCAGAAAAAAGAGGAUGGUGCGCAAUCGAGAGCAUGAGACGCAGUAUUCUCCGUCGAAGUCAUCGGCCAAACGUUUUCUCCCCGAGCUACCAUUUGCAAUCAAGGAUACAAUGAAAAUUUCGCUUUAGAUUGACUUGCUUGACUUCAUGCGCUACCCAAAUUGAGGAGCUGCGAGGGAUUUGUUUCCCCGCCAGAGCAGGAAGAAAAUGCAUUGGACAAUUCCAGGCAAGCUCCCACCCAGCUACGAAUAGACUUUGAAACACAUAUAGCAGAGUUUUAUUACG